Pseudozyma flocculosa PF-1 is the source of this 1173-nucleotide messenger RNA. RefSeq lists its product as uncharacterized. The record is from RefSeq and is a predicted model, not a curated record. The coding region runs from base 1 to 1173 and encodes 390 amino acids. Gene Ontology annotation, molecular function: protein-containing complex binding. Gene Ontology annotation, cellular component: mitochondrion. NCBI's taxonomy places the organism in Eukaryota, Fungi, Basidiomycota, Ustilaginomycetes, Ustilaginales, Ustilaginaceae. The transcript has 4 exons.
AUGCUGGCUCUCGCGGGCUCGUCCAACUCGGUCGCCUCGAUCGCCGUCCAAGCGGCACGAGUGCAGCUCCGCAACGACCUUGUCAAGGCUCAGACUCGCAGCGUCCACGACCUCACCAUCAAGCGGAAGACCGGCAAGCCCAUCAUCCGUCAGGGCCCCUACGGAGGCGGCCGGUCGUCGGUCUCUGGUCAUGUCGCCACCGUGUUCGGCUGCACCGGCUUCCUCGGCCGCUACUUGGUCAACCGUCUUUCGCAGAAGGGCACCCAGGUCAUCGUCCCUUACCGCGACGAGGACGAGAAGCGCCACCUGAAGGUGAUGGGCGACCUGGGUCAGGUCGUGCCGCUCGAAUGGGACAUCCGUAACGACCAGCAGAUUCAGGAGUGCAUCCGCCACUCCGACACGGUCUACAACUUGACGGGCAGGCAGUACGAGACCAAGAACUUUUCCUUCUCAGACGUCCACGUCACAGGCGCUCGCCGAAUCGCCGAGAUGGCAGAGGCGCUGGGUGCUUCCCGCUUCAUCCACGUCUCUCACCUCAAUGCCGACAAGGAUUCGCCGUCCGCCUACCUCAGGUCCAAGGCCGAAGGGGAGGAGGCCGUCAAGCGCGCUUUCGAGGGCGCCACCAUCGUCCGGCCCGGUACCAUGUGGGGCCACGAGGAUCGCUUCCUCAACCAGAUGGCCGUCUACCCGUACGCCUGGCGUGUCAACCAUGGCAAGACCAAGAUGCGCCCCGUGCACUCGAUCGAUGUUGCCGCUGCGCUGGAAAAGAUGAUGGACGCCGACGUCACCUCGAUGGGCCAGACCUUCUCGCUCGGCGGUCCAAAGACGUACACGAUCGGUCAGAUUCUGCAGCUGGUCGAGUCGCUCACCUUCCGCCCGUUGGUCAAGCCCGGUUUCAACACUCCUAAGAUUGCACUGCAGACAGUGGCACGGAUCGGCGAGCUGGCAUGGUGGCCCAUGCUCAACAAGGACGAAGUCAUCCGAAGGUACAUGGACGACCUUCCGGACGAGGCCGGCACCAAGAGCUGGGCGGAUCUCGCCAUCGAGCCCGACACGCUCGAGGAGACGGCAAUCGUCUACCUCAGGAGGUACAGGUCCGCCACGAGGUUCGAACAGCCCGUGCAGACUGGCGGCGCCCGGCUCAAGAAGCCCAAAUACCAGGUCCUCGAGUGA